Myotis daubentonii (Daubenton's bat) is the source of this 1697-nucleotide messenger RNA. It is a transcript of the gene PYCR3, whose product is annotated as pyrroline-5-carboxylate reductase 3. The record is from RefSeq and is a predicted model, not a curated record. Gene Ontology annotation, biological process: L-proline biosynthetic process. Gene Ontology annotation, molecular function: pyrroline-5-carboxylate reductase activity. NCBI's taxonomy places the organism in Eukaryota, Metazoa, Chordata, Mammalia, Chiroptera, Vespertilionidae.
AGCCCAUUGGCGGGAUGGGGCGAGACGGGGCGUGGCCUGGGGAGCCCGGUCAGCGUGAUGGCGGCGGUGGCGGCUGCGAAACCGACCUCUCGGCGCGUGGGCUUCGUGGGUGCGGGCCGCAUGGCGGAGGCCAUCGCGCAGGGCCUCAUCCGAGCAGGGAAAGUGGAAGCCCAGCACGUGCUGGCCAGUGCACCAACGGACAGGAACCUCUGUCACUUCCGGGCUCUGGGCUGCCAGACCACCCAUUCCAACCAGGAGGUGCUUCAGAGCUGUUCCCUCGUCUUCUUUGCCACCAAGCCCCACAUCUUGCCCGCCGUCCUGGCCGAGGUGGCCCCUGUGGUCACCGCCGAGCACGUCCUGGUGUCUGUGGCUGCCGGAGUUCCUCUUAGCUCCCUGGAGGAGCUGCUUCCUCCACACACGCGGGUGCUGCGGGUCUCCCCCAACCUGCCCUGCGUGGUCCAGGAGGGGGCCAUGGUGCUGGCCCGGGGCCGCCACGCGGGGAGCAGCGAGGUCGAGCUCCUGCGGAGUCUGCUGCAGGCCUGCGGGCAGUGCGAGGAGGUGCCUGAGGCCCAGGUGGAUGUCCACACGGGCCUCAGUGGCAGUGGAGUGGCCUUCGUGUGCGUGUUCUCUGAGGCCCUGGCUGAAGGCGCCAUCAAGAUGGGCAUGCCCAGUGGCCUGGCUCACCGCAUCGCCGCCCAGACCCUGCUGGGGACAGCCAAGAUGCUGCUGCAGGAGGGGCAGCACCCGGCCCAGCUGCGGACGGACGUGUGCACGCCGGGCGGCACCACCAUUCAUGGCCUUCACGCCCUGGAGCAGGGCGGGCUGCGGGCAGCCACCAUGAGCGCCGUGGAGGCCGCCACCUGCCGGGCCAAGGAGCUCAGCAGGAAGUAGGGUCCCAGAGCAGCCCUGCCCGCAUGUCCUCUCCCAGCCCCUCCCUGAGGACUGGUUCUCUGACCCCUGGGGCCUCACGGGGGAAUGCGAGGGGCAGGACCGGAGGGACCCUGAGCGUCCAUCACCUGGCCACCAUCCAGGGGCCGUAGCUCCGAGGCCUGAGCACUGUGGUGCUGGUCGGCCCGUGGCCUGCCACUUGGGGGCACAGGAGAGCUUGGGGGGGUGGGGACAUAGGAUCUGCACGAGACCUGCUCCCCGAGUGAAGCCAGUCUGUCCUGUUAGUGGGGUGGCCUGGGGCCUUGAGGGGGCCUUGUGGGGGAAGGGCAGCAUCAGGGUUGGAAGGAUGGGCCUUGGCCAGUGGGGACCACACCCUGGCUUCAGCUGGCAUGGCCCUCCCGGAGACCCCAGGCUCCUGGCAAGGGGCAGGUGUCGCUGUCUCUGGUGAGCCUUCUCCGUCAAGUCCUGAGGGUCCCAGGCCUCUGGCUGCAGGUCCUGGCCCUCCCCAUGUCCCCGAACAGACUGUCGGGCUGUGGGGCCUUUGGUGGGGGUGGCCCGCGGCUCUGUCCCCAAGGCUCACCGAGGCCCCAGAGGCUGGCGCUCCCCUGGCUUCCACCCGGUUCCCGCUGCCACCUACCAGGGAGUCACCUGGAGGGCGCUGGGGCCCUACACAGCAGCCACCCGCCAUCCAGGCCGCCCCAGGCGGUCCCUCCUCCACCGUUCCUGCCUCUGGUCGGAGGGUCUGCCAGAGUCCAUUUCGCAGAGGAGGGCUUUCUCUACUGUGAGGUGGGAAUAAAGUCGCUGUCCUG